Hyla sarda is the source of this 720-nucleotide messenger RNA. Its product is annotated as secreted Ly-6/uPAR-related protein 1-like. The record is from RefSeq and is a predicted model, not a curated record. The transcript has 3 exons. Bases 1 to 501 code for a protein of 166 amino acids. Gene Ontology annotation, molecular function: acetylcholine receptor inhibitor activity. NCBI's taxonomy places the organism in Eukaryota, Metazoa, Chordata, Amphibia, Anura, Hylidae.
AUGUGGGAGGCUUCUAACUCUAUUGCCUCACCAGCAGUAGUGGACAUGCCAGGGAAAGGAGCCUUAGUGUUAUCCCCUGCCAUCACAGACUAUCUGAAAGCUACAAGUAGCGAUAGUUAUAGACUAUUCAAAGAUGAGGCAGCUCAGUCUCUUCAAUGUUACUUUUGUUAUGAAGAAACUGAAGUCCAGAACUGCAACCAAGUGAAGAAUUGUCCAGAGGAGGCCAAAGGCUGCCGGACCAUAACCCACAGCUCGAACACUGGAUAUCCUUUUGUGUCCGGAGAAGAGUUAGUGACCAGAGACUGUGCACAAAGCUGUUUCCAGAGUGACCCCGAUGCCCUCGGGCAAGAAAACCGGGUGUACUGCUGCAGGGGGAACCUCUGUAACAACCUGUACGAAGUCUUCGCGAAUAAAACCGGCCACACCAAUCAUUCUCCCGGCACCAUGAAGGGCGGCCUCCUCCCCGGCCUGGCCUUACUCACCCUCCGGCUCUUUGUGUAGCCGCCACCAUGAGCCUCACAGCUGGUGGAAAGUUUUUUUUGGUGAACUCAUCCUAUAACCCGUGAUUAGAAGUCAGAGGUGAUGAACCCUGAGACUCCAUGACGCAUCGCCUUACUAAGUCAUUAGAAUAGCAGAUGCCAAUCUCCAGGUGACACGGUGAGGUUACUCAAGUCCUUACGUAAACACCAGAGGGUCCUUAUGGUAUCACUGAAACCGGAC